AUGAAUUUGAAUCACUCUUGUGGUUUCUCUUUAACCAAACUCACAAAAACAACAACCUCUUCUCUUUUCCUUAGAAAAUCUCAUAUCUUUCUUUCCAAAAACACUUCACCUUUGUUUCUUAGAGACUCCCUUCAUGUCAAGCCUCUACCUCUUUCACCAAACAUAACGAAAAGUCUGAGAAACUGUAAACUCUCACACCCUUUUGCUACCUUGUCAUCUUUUGCAGAAGGAGGAGAGGGACAACACCAAAGUGGAGAGAAUAAUAACAAUGAAGUAUCGGGAAUGGCAAAAGCAUUCAACAUAUCAUCAAGAACAGCUUCUGCUAUAACAAUAUGUAUAGCAGUGGCUGCACUUAUUUUUCCUUUGUUCAUGUCGUCUCUAGGACAAGGUUUGGCUUUGAAGACAAGGGUUUUAUCCUAUGCAACACUUUUGUUUGGAUUCUACAUGGCUUGGAACAUUGGUGCUAAUGAUGUUGCAAAUGCAAUGGGAACUUCUGUUGGAUCUGGUGCAUUGACUCUUAGGCAAGCUGUGUUGACUGCUGCAGUGUUGGAGUUUUCUGGUGCAUUGUUGAUGGGAACUCAUGUAACUAGUACAAUGCAGAAGGGGAUUCUUGUUGCUGAUGUGUUUCAAGGGAAGGAUUCUCUUCUCUUUGCAGGAUUGCUUUCUUCACUUGCUGCUGCUGGUACUUGGUUACAGAUUGCAUCAUAUUAUGGUUGGCCAGUAUCUACUACACAUUGCAUAGUGGGAGCAAUGGUGGGGUUUGGACUAGUUUAUGGAGGCUCUGGUGCUGUUUUCUGGGGUUCACUGGCAAGAGUGAUUUCUUCAUGGAUAUUCUCGCCGCUAGUGGGAGCUGCUGUCUCAUUUCUUGUAUACAAAUGCAUCCGAAGGUUUGUGUAUAGUGCAAGUAACCCAGGACAAGCAGCAGCUGCAGCGGCACCGAUUGCUGUAUUUCUUGGUGUAACCGGAAUUUCCUUUUCCGCUUUUCCUCUUAGCAAGACUUUUCCUAUAGCUUUAAGUCAAGCUUUAGCCUGUGGAAGUGUCGGCGCUUUUCUGGUCGACAGAACAAUCAGAAAACAACUAGGACAUCUUCUAGAGAAGGCAAAGACUCCACAACCCGAGCCAAAAGAUGAAACAUCCCACCAAAACAUAGGCUUCCUAUCUGAUAUUGCAGGUCCGAAGGGCACUCAACUUGAAAUAGUUUACGGAGUUUUUGGUUACAUGCAGGUUUUAUCAGCAUGUUUCAUGUCAUUUGCUCAUGGUGGAAAUGAUGUUUCCAACGCGAUAGGUCCGUUAGCCGGUGCACUAGCUAUUCUGCAAGGCGCAGCAAAAGGAGCUGAGAUAGUUAUUCCGAUCGAUGUUCUUGCGUGGGGUGGAUUUGGAAUAGUUGCAGGGCUAAUGAUGUGGGGUUAUAGAGUUAUAGCUACAAUUGGAAAGAAAAUAACCGAACUUACGCCAACAAGAGGAUUUGCAGCCGAAUUUGCUGCUGCAUCGGUUGUUCUGUGUGCUUCAAAGCUAGGGCUACCGAUAUCAGCAACACAUACACUAGUUGGUGCUGUUAUGGGAGUUGGAUUUGCAAGAGGACUUAACAGUGUGAGAUCAGAAACAGUGAAGGAGAUUUGCGCUUCAUGGGCGGUUACUAUUCCAGUUGGCGCUACCUUAUCAGUGAUUUACACUUGGAUUUUGACUAAGCUUUUGGCUUAUGUUUUAUGA
Lathyrus sativus (Indian pea) is the source of this 1710-nucleotide messenger RNA. The record is from the annotation of a GenBank genome assembly. Lineage: Eukaryota; Viridiplantae; Streptophyta; Magnoliopsida; Fabales; Fabaceae.